AUGAUUGGCCCUAGUGCGGCGAUGGCAAAACUGGCGGAAUCGGGCGAAGACGCAGGUAAAUUAUUAGUUCUUACUGUGUACACCUUCUGUAGGAUAAAUGUGUGGAACGGCCAAUGGGAUUUCAAGAUUGAUCUGUCGAGAAUGGGGAGAAGUAUAAAGUUGUCUUCCAUCGGGUCAGUUGACGUGCUUCGAUCGAGAGUCGCUUUGUUGUACGGAUUUCAGGCAUCUCCCGUUUCUAUAGAGCUGUCGUACUGGAUUGAAGAUCCUAUUGCCGAGCUGAAUGGUAAAGGGACACAACCUGUCCAAAUCGUGUGCGACAAAGACGUUAGAGUUUUGAAGGCCCUUCUGUCAACAUUUUCGUCACAGUCAGGGAAAGAGUCGGAGAGUCAUUGGUUAUUUUGGGUCCAAAGGAAGGUAUUGCAGCCGAAAUAA
Microthlaspi erraticum is the source of this 432-nucleotide messenger RNA. The record is from the annotation of a GenBank genome assembly. Lineage: Eukaryota; Viridiplantae; Streptophyta; Magnoliopsida; Brassicales; Brassicaceae.